AGACCUCCAAGGUCCCUUCCAACUCUUGUUAUUCUGUCAUUCUGUAAGGAUCUCCUGCCUGAGGAGGGGGCUGGACUAGAAGACCUCCAAGGUCCCUUCCAACUCUUGUUAUUCUGUCAUUCUGUAAGGAUCUCCUGCCUGAGGAGGGGGCUGGACUAGAAGACCUCUGAGGUCCCUUCCAACUCUUGUUAUUCUGUAAGGAUCUCCUGCCUGAGGAGGGGGCUGGACUAGAAGACCUCCGAGGUCCCUUCCAGGUCUAUUCUGAUGAAACUCGGGAACAGGUCGGGGGAGGGGAGGGGCUGUUGGAAGAUGCCCGGGGGUCGCAGCUCGGAUGGCCUGCAGGUGCGGAGCGUUACUCUCGAGGAAGCCAACCAGGGGCUUCCAAAAUGCAGAAGCCUCUCCCCCCCACCCUUCCCAAAGUUGGGACCACCCCUCUUUUACGCCCCUCUGCAAAAGAGACGAAGCGGGGCGAGACCACCCACCAGGCAUGCAAUAAGGGGCGGGGGGGGGACUUUCCUCCGCCUCCCCCCACUAAGCCCCGCCCAUAGAAUCCCCGGUUGCCCCGGCGACGGGACGCGCAUCGGAGGAAGGACCAGCAUGGCCAAGAACAAGAACGCAAACCAUAAAGGACCAUACGGUUGCCAAAAGCUGAAAGAACGGGAACCCCGAGCUUCCAUCCGAUUCAAGUGUGCCCUCACCAACACCAUCUUAGAUGUCCUUCAGCAGAGACCCGGAUGGGUGGAAGUGAAAGACGAGGGCGAGUGGGACUUCUACUGGUGCGACGUCCGCUGGCUGCAGGAGAACUUUGACCACACCUACAUGGACGAGCAUGUCCGCAUCAGCCACUUCCGCAACCAUUACGAGCUGACUCGGAAGAACUACACCGUCAAAAACUUGAAGCGCCUCCGGAAACAGCUGGAGAGGGACUCCGGGAAGCUGGAGGCCAUGAAGUGCGACUUCUUCCCCAAGACCUUCGAGAUGCCGUCCGAGUAUCACCUGUUUGUGGAGGAGUUUCGGAAGAAUCCCGGCAUCACCUGGAUCAUGAAACCGGUUGCCCGAUCUCAAGGGAGAGGCAUUUUUCUCUUCCGGAAACUCAAGGAUGUGAUUGAUUGGAGGAAGGAUGCCGUGCGCCCCGAUGAUCAGAAAGACGACAUUCCGGUGGAGAAUUACGUUGCUCAGCGUUAUAUCGAGAACCCGUACCUAAUAGGGGGUCGGAAAUUCGACUUACGGGUCUACGUUUUGGUAAUGUCGUAUCUCCCUCUCAAAGCAUGGCUUUACCGAGACGGUUUUGCUCGCUUCUCCAACACGCGGUUCACCUUGAACACCCUGGAUGACCAGUACAUUCACCUAACCAACGUAGCUGUGCAGAAGACGGCCCCCGACUAUGAUCCAGAGAAAGGCUGUAAAUGGAUGAUCCAGCAAUUCCGCCUUUACCUGACGGCCAAGCACGGGGCCGAAGCCGUGGAGAUGCUCUUCUCCGAGAUGGACAACAUUUUCAUCAAGAGCCUCCAGAGCGUCCAGAAAGUCAUCAUCAGCGACAAGCAUUGCUUUGAGCUCUACGGCUACGACAUCCUGAUCGACCAGAACCUCAAGCCGUGGCUCUUAGAGGUCAAUGCCUCCCCUUCUCUCACCGCUAGCAGCCAGGAAGACCACGACCUCAAGACACGCAUCUUGGAAGACACCUUGAACAUUGUGGACAUGGAAGGCCGUUUGACAGGGAAGGAAAAACGUGUUGGGGGCUUUGAUCUCAUGUGGAACGACGGCCCCAUCAGCAGAGAAGACGCAAACCUGGACACGCCGAUGAACGGCUUCGUGUCGAACACCCACCUAGGUUACAGCAAUGACAGAAAGAAACAGCUGAAGCAGCUUUUCAAGUCGAUCCAGGCUCAGCAAAAAAUUUAAUGCCCAGCCAGAAGGUGGCUGGAUUUUUAAAAAACAAAACAAAAAAAGAACACCACCCCCUGAAGCCGGACAAGGGAUGGGAGGGUGGGGGAGCUCCCUGCUUUACAGAGCUAAACCAGGAACCGUUUCCACGAUUCCUGCCUUCACCUGGAUGUCUCUUUAUUUCGUCACCAUCCUUCAACCUUGGAGGAGUUUCGACGGGCAGGCUGAUCACGGGCACCGAAGGGCUCUGAAGAUGGACGGGACAGCAAGUUAUCUCCAUGGCACAGAUUCCGGAGACAGACUGGCUGCGAAAGAUGUUGGCUCUGCCCAGGGGCAGAAUUGCCGCCCGCUGGCACUGAAGCUGGGCAGAAAGAGGCAAUCUUAACACAAGGACACUUCUACCCAUGCAGAUUCCAAUUCAAAUCCUUUGGAACGAGCGGGAUUCAUAAAAAGAACACCUUUGCACUACAAAGCAUUCGGAAACCUUCUUGUGAUCUUAACGGCAAAUAUUAUUUGGCAAUUGUGGGGUCCUUAAGUGUUCUCAGAGCCAGAUUUUUUUUUUAUUAUUUGCAUUUAUAUCCCACCCUUCUCCAAAAACUCAGGGCGGCUUACACUGUGCUAAGCAAUAGUCUUCAUCCAUUUGUAUAUUAUAUACAAAGUCAACUUUUAUUGCCCCCAACAAUCUGGGUCCUCAUUUUACCUACCUUAUAAAGGAUGGAAGGCUGAGUCAACCUUGGGCCUGGUGGGACUUGAACCUGCAGUAGUUGCCAGCAGCUGUGUUAAUAACAGACUGUCUUAACAGUCUGAGCCACCAGAGGCCCGAGCCACCAGAGGGUUGUUCUCUUGCAGACGUUUCCUUACCACGCUAGGUAUCAUCAUCAGGGGUACAAAGGAGUGGGAUUUGUGUAGUGGAGGAGGAAGACGACAACAACAGGGCCUUGGUGCUCUCUGAUCUUGGUUGUUUUCUUGCAGAUGUUUCAUGACCCAACUAGGGAGCAUCAUCACUGCUAGGAGGGAGUGGAGUUGGAGGAGGAGGAGGAGGAGGAAGGCAGGAGAGGAAAAGAAGGAUGAGAGGGAGGGGGAAGAAGCAGGAGGAAGAGAAGAAGGAACUGGAGGAGGAGGAGGGGGACUGUGGGGUCCUUGAUGCCCUCUGAGCUUGGUUGAUUUCCUGCAGACGUUUCAUGACCCAACUAGGGAACAUCAACGGUACUAGAAGGAAGUGGAGGAGGAGGAGGAGGAAGGCAGGAGAGGAAAGGGAGGAUGAGAGGGAGGGGGAAGAAGGAGGAGGAGGAGGAGGACUGUAGUUCCUGGGUGGUCGCUGAACUUGGUUGCCUUUUGGAAGUCGUUUCAUGACCCAACUAGGGAGCAUCAUCAGUGCUAGAAACGGGAGGACCGUAGGGUCCUUGGUGCGCUCUGAGCUUGGUUGUUUUCUUGCAGAUGUUUCAUGACCCAACUAGGGAACAUCAUCAGUGCUAGAAGGUAGUGGGGUUUGUAGGGAGGAGGAGGAAGAGGAGUGGUGGAGGAGGAGAAGAGGACAAUGACAACUGAGGGGUCCUUUAUAUUCUCUUGAGUAUGAUUGUUUUCUUGCAAGCAUUUCAUGACCCAACUAGCUAACGUCAUCAGUGCUAAAAGGGAGUGUGGUUUGAGGAGGAAGAGGAGGACUGUGGGUUCCUUGAUGCCCUCUGAGCUUGGUUGAUUUCUUGCAGACGUUUCAUGACCCAACUAGGUAACAUCAACGGUACUAGAAGGGAGUGGAGAAGGAGGAGGAGGAAGGCAGGAGAGGAAAGGGAGGAUGAGAGGGAGGGGGAAGAAGAAGGAGGAA
Molecule: messenger RNA, 3706 nt
Organism: Ahaetulla prasina
Lineage: Eukaryota; Metazoa; Chordata; Lepidosauria; Squamata; Colubridae
Gene: TTLL9
Product: tubulin tyrosine ligase like 9
Exons: 14
Coding region: 265-1902 (545 amino acids)
Biological process (GO): microtubule cytoskeleton organization; protein polyglutamylation
Cellular component (GO): cilium
Molecular function (GO): tubulin-glutamic acid ligase activity; tubulin binding
Source: RefSeq, a predicted model, not a curated record